Molecule: messenger RNA, 1569 nt
Organism: Oppiella nova
Lineage: Eukaryota; Metazoa; Arthropoda; Arachnida; Sarcoptiformes; Oppiidae
Source: the annotation of a GenBank genome assembly
CGCACCGAGACUUUCGAUGGCAAACCGUAUAAUCAGUUUUUAGGCAUUCCUUACGCCGAACCGCCUAUCGGUGACUUACGCUUCAAAAAGCCUGUUCCCAUAAAAGCGUGGUCUGAGCUCCGGGAGGCCAGCCAAUGGCCAAACCCUUGCUAUCAACAUAAUCCAGACUUUUUGGAUAAUUUCCGAAACAAACAAUUCAGUGAAGACUGUUUGUAUUUGAAUAUAUGGGCGCCGGUAGGUAUCAGUGUUGAAGCCAUGGACAAGAAUCAGCCUAAAGCUGUCAUGGUUUGGAUACAUGGAGGGGCUCUCAUAGUAGGCUCACCGGUGGAGGACUACUAUAGCGGACAUGUAUUGGCCACUAAAGGGGAUGUAGUGGUCGUAACCAUCGGCUAUAGAACCAGUACUUUUGGAUUCCUAUACACGGGUACAGACGACGCGCCCGGAAAUAUGGGUCUCUGGGAUCAGGUACUGGCCCUCCAGUGGGUCAACGAUAACAUCGAGCUCUUCGGCGGCGAUUCCCAUAGGGUAACAGUGUUUGGGGAGUCAGCCGGUGGAUGGUCUACCAGUUUGCACAUACUGUCCCCCAUAUCACGGCCUUUAUUUCAAAACGCUAUUAUGAUGUCCGGCGCCGCCAUUAACCGAAAUGCUGGUGAACCGGCCCGGGAUGUCAUGCAAAAGUGGUUGAGAGGGGCGCAGGCUAUCAACUGCACGGAAGGGGACGACAUCCCCGAGGAGUUUACGCCUAAAAUCAUUGACUGCUUACACAACACACCUGCAGAAACAUUAGCAGCCAUUCCCAUACUGCCGGCGCUAAUGGAGGGUAUUGUUGGUUGGAAUACAGUAGUCAUAAUAGACGGGGAGUUCCUACCGGCCCGACCCCUGGAAAUGCUUAGUAAAGGGGACCAUAAGAAAGGAAUCAAUUUAAUGGUUGGCACCGCUCAGGACGAAGGCUCCUGGAUCUUAUGGCUCACUGAGGAUUCUGUGAAGUAUAGCCAACACUCCCCGUCCCCUAUGACUCAUAUGGAGGCCUACAACGAGUUAAGUAGGAUUUCCCGUAAAAUGUGGUCCAAAGAGCCCAUUGACGGGGAAAUGGUGUCUAAAGUAUACUUCACGGGUCUGUCCGAUAAGACUCCACAGGAUAUACUCAGACAAACAAUAGGUGUGGCCAUCGGGGACUACCUGUUAGGCUGUCCGGCCAUACAGUUUGCGAAGACUUUAUACGAGAAUGAUGUGAGCGAUAGCCGUGUCUAUCAGUACUACUAUAACAGCAAAUUAGGUGAACCCAAACAACUGUGCUCCAAGUGGUCAGGUGUCUGUCAUUUCGAUGAUGUCUACCCAGAACGAGAUUUAUCCGAGAAAAUGAUCCACAUAUUUUCUACGUUUGCUAAAACAGGUGAACCUCCGGCACUGGACGGCGCCGAUUGGAAGGCCUACUAUCGGUUGGAUAACCACACGAUUAGACCGUAUUAUGAGUUCACAAACCAACCAAAACCGGUCACUAAUUUCGGGACCGGACUUAAGGUCGUUGAGUGCGAGUACUUAUGGAAAAAGUAUAUCGAUCAGCAAUAA